Molecule: messenger RNA, 2704 nt
Organism: Leptonychotes weddellii (Weddell seal)
Lineage: Eukaryota; Metazoa; Chordata; Mammalia; Carnivora; Phocidae
Source: RefSeq, a predicted model, not a curated record
AGGAAGGCCGAGAAAUUCAGGCUUGCAGCCCAGAGGCCUCAGCCCCGGCUUCCAGAAAUGGAAGACGCUGUGGGUCGGGAGCCAGAGCUCUUUGUUCUAGUUUUAGCCGGACCCGUGACUCCCGGCGUGGCUUUGCGCGAGUUCCCGCCCCUCACUGGGCCUCCGUGUACCCACCAGUAAAGUGGGAGGGUUUUUGGAUGGCUCUCCCUAAUUUCCAGAUUGACUUAAAUUCAUUUCCUUGUCAGACUUCCCCUACGGCUUGCCCCCGGCUUCGCCAGCCACUGCCCUUCCUCAGCAGCAACUUGGCUGUACUCUGAAACUCUGGACCCUCAGGUUCCCCCCAGACCACCUGGGAUUGUCUGGAAUCGACUGUGUGGGGCAAGAAGCUGCACCCAGCCUCCCGACAGCAGGCUGAGGACUUGCUUCUUGGGCAUGGAGUCAGUAAUCCUUUUACUGGCUCCCCACCUAGGCAGACCUUGUUACCGCCAGUAAAGACGCAUCGGAGGCUUAGAGACAGGACCUGGCUCUGUCUGCCUUUGGCCCUGCGCUGUGCCGAUUCACCCAAAUCAGAUUGUUUUAAAAUCCAAAUUUGUCUAAGCAUGAUGCAGUAGAAGGGAGCACUGGCCAGAGUCUGGAAGUUUGGGUUCUGGUGCUGGCUGUGUACCUUAGGCUAGUAUCUGCCCCUCUCUGGCUCAGUCUUCCCUGAUAAACAAGGGGUCUGUCACAUGGUCUGCAAGGACCCUGUGUCUUUGGUAUUGUUAACAAUAGUAAUAGCAAUCAUAAUUGUGUCCUUACCUUGACCUACAAGGCCCUGCCACAGUGGGCCCUGUCUACCCAAAGCAGCAGACUUGCCGUUGACCUACCUCGGGGCCUUUGCACUUGGUGUUUCCAGUGCCAGGAACACUUAACCACCUCCAUUUCCUGCAUAGUCAUUCUUCAGAUCUCCCCCGAAACUUGACUUACUUAGGAAGUUCAACACAGAUGGGAUCCCUGGGUUUAUAUCCUAAUGGCACAUGCUGACUUUGUUAUACUUCAGUGUUUGUAUAGUUCUUUGUCUAAUAUCUGUGUCUCGUAUUCUUUAAAGCCUGUAAAUGCCAGGAGGGCUGGAAAUCUAUCCUGUUCCCUAGCAUCUAGCACAUAGUAGGUGCCCAGAAAUUUGUGGAAUGAACGGAUGAUCUCAUUUCAUGCAACAGUCUCGUGAGGUUGGCACAUCGUGCUCCUCUUCAGUCAGGAGACAGAGAUUCAGAGAGUGACACUCCUAGGGUCACACAGAUCUUCUGCUGUGAGGACGUGCCACAACUCUGGCCCACAAGGCCCGGAGAGAGAAGACCUUUAGGUUGUUGCGGGGGGGGGGGGGGGGUCUUGUCCGGCUCAGUUUCUCUUUAACCCCUGGCGGACUUAGGGUGCACUUGCCCCCCUCCGACAGGCCCAUGGCGCAUCGGCUGCAGAUACGACUGCUGACGUGGGACGUGAAGGACACACUGCUCAGGCUCCGCCAUCCUGUGGGAGAGGAAUACGCCACCAAGGCCCGGGCCCACGGGCUGGAGGUGGAGGCCGCCGCUCUGGGACACGCCUUCAGGCAGGCCUACAGGACUCAGAGCCACAGCUUGCCCAACUACGGCCUGAGCCAAGGCCUCACCUCCCGCCGGUGGUGGCUGGAUGUGGUCUUGCACACCUUCCAGCUCGCGGGUGUUGGAGACGCGCAGGCUGUGGCCCCCAUCGCUGAGCGGCUGUACGAGGACUUCUGUAAGCCGUGCACCUGGCAGCUGUUGGAGGGGGCCGAGGCCACCCUGAGACGGUGCCGAGAACGAGGUGUGAGGCUGGCAGUGGUCUCCAACUUUGACCGGCGGCUGGAGGACAUCCUGAGGGGGCUGGGCCUGCGGGAACACUUUGACUUUGUGCUGACCUCUGAGGCUGCCGGCUGGCCCAAGCCUGACCCCCGGAUUUUCCGCGAGGCCUUGCGGCUUGCUCGAGUGGACCCGGCAGGAGCAGCCCACAUUGGGGACAGUUACCACUGUGAUUACAAGGGGGCCCAGGCUGUAGGGAUGCACAGCUUCCUGGUGGUUGGCCCAGAGCCCUUAGACCCUGCAGUCAAGGGUUCUGUACCCCAAGAAUGUCUCCUCCCCUCACUGUCCCAUCUCCUGCCUGCCCUUGACCGCCUGGAGGGCUCACCUCUGGAACUUUGAGUCUGACGAGGGAAGUGGCUCCAGCGAACUAGAAAGCUCCUCCCUUUCUGAGAUCAGGCCUUUGGCUCUCUCCCUGCGGCGUCCAAAUGCAUUCUGACUAUAAAGUGGUGAAUGCAGGGCUUUGAGCCCGUCUCCACGCCUCUCAGGUGGUUUAUUUGUCACACCUGUGUCUUUCCCCACCCCCACCUACAAGAUUCACUAAGGGCCCAACUAGCUUCAGAACCAGGCACAUUCAAAAAUUUGUUUUAGCAGCAGGGCCCUAUUGUUAUGGGAGAUCUUACUGGAACCCCAAUGUGCAAAACAGCAAAAGCAAGAAACUUCUAGGGUUGAAACAGGUUCUAGAGCCCCACAGUCGGGCCCUGAAGCCUCUAUGACUCCCCGUGGGAAGCAGGAGAUCGGAGGAGCUUAGUUUGGAAAACUGGGGUGCUAAGCUGUGCUGUAGGGACAUGUCCUCUAGGACUAUAUAGUGUAAAUAGGAUCUCAGAGAAGGAGCACCCGAAUUACAUCAUGAGAAGAAA